CUCUUUUCUCUCGCUUUCUCGGAGAUGUGUUUGGUUCCUGAGAAAAUUCCUCGAUUCGAUCAUACAUGAUCGAUAUGAGUUUCCUCAAAGGCAUAAUUGACUCCUUAGGCUCGAUCUUCACCGUCGACGACUCAGCGUAUGCAUCUGAGCAAAAACCUAGCUCAUCCGCUUCGCGGAGCAUGGAAGGUAUAGCUGGAAACGAACGCACCGCCUAUAAGCUCAAGGGAUACUUCGAUUUGGCAAAAGAAGAGAUCGCGAAGGCCAUUCGAGCGGAAGAGUGGGGACUGGUUGACGAUGCUAUUGUUCACUACAAAAAUGCUCAUCGGAUACUGAUCGAAGCCAGUUCUACUAGUGUACCUUCAUACAUAAGCUCUAGAGAACAGGAAAAGGUUAAAUCAUAUAGGCAGAAGAUAUUGAAAUGGCAAGGCCAAAUUUCUGAGAGAUUACAGGUUUUAAGCCGGAGAGCAGGUGGCACCAGCACUAGCACUAGCACCAGCACCAGCACUAGCACUAGCACUAGCACCAGCACCAGCACUAGCACUAGCACUAGCACCAGCACCAGCACUAGCAGUGGAAUCAGCACAUCCAUGAAUAAGCAGAACACCUUAACACGUGCACCAACUGCUGCAGUUUCACGGCCAACAGCAUCAAAUUCUAGGAGAGAUUUGCCGCAGAAGCCUGCUCAUGUUCCAUUAACAAGGAAUCAGACAAAUAAAGUUGUAAGCUCAAAACCCAGACAUGAGAAUGCCAAUGGCUAUGAAUCAAAAUUGGUUGAAAUGAUAAAUACAGCAAUAGUGGAUAGAAGCCCUUCUGUUAAAUGGGAGGAUGUUGCUGGCCUUGAGAAGGCAAAGCAAACCUUAAUGGAAAUGGUUAUUCUGCCAACUAAAAGAAGAGAUUUGUUCACUGGUCUUAGGAGGCCACCUAGAGGGCUGCUUCUCUUUGGGCCACCUGGUAAUGGCAAGACCAUGCUUGCCAAAGCAGUUGCCUCAGAAUCAGAGGCAACAUUCUUCAAUGUUUCUGCAUCUUCCCUGACAUCAAAAUGGGUGGGAGAAGGUGAAAAGCUUGUCCGGACUCUCUUCAUGGUUGCUAUAUCCAGACAGCCGUCUGUAAUUUUCAUGGAUGAAAUUGAUAGUAUCAUGUCAACAAGGUUGGCAAAUGAGAAUGAUGCUAGCAGACGAUUGAAGUCAGAGUUUCUGAUACAGUUUGAUGGGGUGACCUCUAAUCCUGAUGAUCUAGUAAUUGUCAUUGGUGCCACUAAUAAGCCCCAGGAGUUGGAUGAUGCUGUUCUUAGACGAUUGGUGAAGAGAAUUUACGUACCUCUUCCAGAUGAGAAUGUUAGGAGGCUUCUUCUAAAGCACAAACUCAAAGGCCAAGCAUUCUCCUUGCCUGGUAAAGACCUAGACAGGCUUGCAAAAGAGACUGAAGGAUAUUCUGGGAGUGAUCUACAAGCCUUGUGUGAAGAAGCAGCCAUGAUGCCAAUUAGAGAGCUUGGAGAAAGUGUUCUCAAUGUCAAGGCAAAUCAGGUUCGACGAGUAAGAUAUGAAGACUUUCAGAAGGCAAUGACCAUCAUUCGUCCCAGCUUAAACAAAAGCAAGUAUGAAGAGCUUGAACAAUGGAAUCAGGAGUUCGGCUCUAACUGAAUGUCUAUUCAUGCUCUAACCCAUGAUUUAACACAACUAAUUGCAUUGCUUUACAAGAGGAGUGGUAACAACAAAGCAAAGGCAGGUCCUAGCUCGACAACAUUUGUAUUUAUAUCAUACCCCGGUUGAAUUGUUGUUCUCAUAAUCUCCAGUGUGUGUAUAUAGUCUUCUACACUAUGUAAUUCUUUGACGUGUAAAUAAUAUUGCAGUGUCUUUUCCUGCUGCAGAACUGUAACAAGAAAAUAUUUUCCAAUUU
This is a messenger RNA of Rubroshorea leprosula, 1896 nucleotides long. Lineage: Eukaryota; Viridiplantae; Streptophyta; Magnoliopsida; Malvales; Dipterocarpaceae. The record is from the annotation of a GenBank genome assembly.